Molecule: messenger RNA, 1738 nt
Organism: Exophiala viscosa
Lineage: Eukaryota; Fungi; Ascomycota; Eurotiomycetes; Chaetothyriales; Herpotrichiellaceae
Exons: 2
Coding region: 241-1632 (463 amino acids)
Source: RefSeq, a predicted model, not a curated record
ACGAGCUACCGCGGUCACUGUGCCACUUUUCUUGGAAACAGGCUUGAGGCCGCCUUGAGAUGUGACCACGCCAUAUCACCUCACCUUCACUACAAGCAGUCACCUCGAGCAACCACUGGCGCGUUUGUUUGCGUGACACGCGAUCACCGCGGUCUGUCCAAGGCAUUCGACCUAUCGCGACAAACGGUUUGCGUUCGUUUUCGCCACGAAUGAGAUCUGACGCAAUUAAUCAAUCUGAACAUGGCGGGUCGUCUCAUGUACACAAUGUCCACUGUGCCAGCCAACCUCCCCAUCCUCAAUCCUCCCCAAUCUUUCGGGUACAAGGAUUGGGUCAUCAAAUACCCGGUUCCGCAAUUCCUUCACCACAGUAACGAUGGCGCUCAAAACCACCACGAGGUCCGUUUGCAGAAAUUGGUCCAUUUUGUCGAAACUCGGUUCGGCAAAGGCCGGUGCUUCUUCAGUUUCUUGCAAGGUCAAGGUCAGCGCAAGCCGAGUCAGAUCGAGGUCACUCAGCUUUAUGCUCUGCAUGAAGUCAAACAUUGGCCCGGUGCUGUGGCGCAGGUGGAAUGGACAUCCUUUGUUAUGGCGAACAUUGAGUAUGACGAUAUGGUCAAACUGUACGGUUCUUCUAGUUUGACUGGUACGCUGACUGUACCGGUGCUUCCAGAAGCCGCAUUGGACGUCUACAAACUGAUGAAAGAGAGUGAAGACGCAGAAUUAUCCCGGAUCUGUGCUAGGACUGGCAAGACCAUCGGACAAUUAGUGGACGGCAAUAUCAGUCUUUAUGCCAAUGAGGUUGCGUCGCACAUCUUGGACACACCAAGCCUUACACCUGAAGUCGACCCACCCUCCAUCUCAGACCCUGCACCUUCACCUAUCCCUAUCUCACGUCGUCCAAAAUCCAAGAUAAUGCCUAUCUCUACAUCCGCACUGGCAGAUCUCUCUACGAUUACUAGGAGAGGGGCCCGUGAGGCACAGUCGCCUUCGAGCGCACAUCUCCCACCCAAGCAACAGACUCUACGCAAUAAGCACAUGACUCUUCGACAGCUGGCACAGAACGACACGCUGUUUAAAGAGGUCGCAGAGAACCACCGCCUGUUUCUGGACAAGAUGAUGAAGAAGAUUCACCAGUAUUCAAUGCGCGUCAUCUGUCGCCUACCUGCUAUGCAAUCAGAAUCUUGGGGAGUAUGCCAAGGGCGUUCGAGGGACUGGAUCAAGAAGCUGUGUGCUGAGUCGCUGCAAUACUGGCGGGACCGCAGCAGAAUCCCUUGGGAUGAGUCGCGCGCCCCAUCUGGCCCGUUGGACAAGCAGAUUUCCUUCUUUUGUGCAUCUUACGCAGUGACUGACCCGCUGCCGAAAUCUGGGCCCAAUCGCAAGAUCAAGGCUCGGGUUCAUUUUGUUCGAGCUCUAUAUCGCCAACGCAACCUUGUUGGAUCGUGGGUUGAUAACUUGAAGAAGAAGGCUGAAGAGCGAACAGGCGUGCGGUAUCGAAAGGAAGAUGGAUUUGUUUUGGAUUUAUGGACUGGUGGGUGCGAGAAAGUUGAAGAUUUCCAGAAGAGGACUCAGCAUGAACAACUGGUCGAUGAACUUGUUGUCGUGGAAAAGGGACAGUAUCCGGAGCUUGAUCAGUGACUGUGUAGAAGGUGACCAUGUUUUGGGUCAUAAGAACACCUGGGUAUGCUGUGUCGAAGUACGAUCUUGUCUACUGUUUUGAGUGGACGAGCUUUGUAUGAUUAUC